Molecule: messenger RNA, 183 nt
Organism: Suillus fuscotomentosus
Lineage: Eukaryota; Fungi; Basidiomycota; Agaricomycetes; Boletales; Suillaceae
Exons: 1
Source: RefSeq, a predicted model, not a curated record
AUGUUGGCAUAUCCAACUCCCCAUCUUCAACCCAUAUAUUUCGAAAACCACCAGUCAUCAUUAUUAAACCCUUCCAUAAUCAACACGUACAUAAUAUCAGAACAGGCGGCGGGCAGAUAUUCCAGAGGCUUUACCCCCGCAGAAUUAGAGCAAUUAAUUGGACCCUUUCGCACAUCACCACUG